Molecule: messenger RNA, 504 nt
Organism: Aspergillus alliaceus
Lineage: Eukaryota; Fungi; Ascomycota; Eurotiomycetes; Eurotiales; Aspergillaceae
Product: antibiotic biosynthesis monooxygenase family protein
Exons: 1
Coding region: 1-504 (167 amino acids)
Source: RefSeq, a predicted model, not a curated record
AUGCCUAUUUACUUGAGUAUGCAGCGAGUCCGCUUUUCCAGUCCUGAUGCCUAUGAGAAAUUCAAAGUCCUUUUCGCCGACACACGUCAUCACCUAAUGAAACUCCCCGGGUUUUUACACCUCACCUGGUGGGAGCACCCCGAUGAUCGAAGCUGGUACAACGAGUGCAGCUUCUGGACUAGUCGCGGUGCUCUCUACGACUGGCAUAAGAAUAUUUACCAUAAAUACUGCAAAACAUGGGCGGCAAAUGGUGCUAUUAUGGAGAACAUUAUUACCAAUUUCGAGCUUGUCGGAACACGCCUACUCCGCAUUUGCCCCGUCUGCAACCACACGCAAGAUAAGAAGUAUGACCUUGCACAAGAGCAAGCCGUGUUGCAAGAGCAAUGCCCGCAGUGUGGCUUCCAUUUUCCGGUUCUUGGAGAAAUGACGUCUAGCUUCGCAGUCUUUAAGGAUGUGCCUAACUUGCCGGAAGAGGCUUGCUCUUCUACAGAUGCACAACAUUGA